Molecule: messenger RNA, 534 nt
Organism: Fusarium mangiferae
Lineage: Eukaryota; Fungi; Ascomycota; Sordariomycetes; Hypocreales; Nectriaceae
Exons: 2
Coding region: 1-534 (177 amino acids)
Molecular function (GO): fatty acyl-CoA hydrolase activity
Source: RefSeq, a predicted model, not a curated record
AUGUCCGACAACAAGCCAACAGACAAUCAUCGCAAGACCUUGAAAGAGGGCAGCCCAGAAGAAAGAGUCAAAACCUGGUUACAGCUGUCACAAAAUGAUAACGGUCAUUCCAAGCAAGGAGAUUGGAUGAAUACCCUCAUCCCUCAUCUCCAGCUCGUGUCCACCAAUGCUGAAGGAGCUCACCCGUCAUGCGUAUUCUCAUAUACAGUCCAGCCCGAUAAUUGCAACAGGCUACAGAACCUACACGGAGGUUGCGCAGCCACACUCUUUGACUGGUGUACGACAUUACCCCUUGCUUUGGUGAACAAGCCUGGCUUCUGGCAGCAUAUGGGCGUGAGUAGGACACUCAGCGUCACUUAUAUGCGACCUGUGCCAGUUGGAACUGAGGUAUUGAUUGAGUGUUCGAUUACUCAGGUCGGGAAGAAAUUAGCCUCUCUGCAUGGAAGUAUGAGAAGGAGGUCAGAUAAUCUUCUCCUGGCCACAGCUGAGCACGGAAAAGUCAAUAUUGAUAGCGAUAUCAAGGCCAAGAUGUAG